This is a messenger RNA of Didymodactylos carnosus, 879 nucleotides long. Lineage: Eukaryota; Metazoa; Rotifera; Eurotatoria; Philodinida; Philodinidae. The record is from the annotation of a GenBank genome assembly.
AUGUGCAAAAAUGCUCUACGAGUUAGUUUUGAAUGUUUAUCUCCUAAUGAUAAUGAGUCCUAUGAAUUUUUAUGGAAUGAAAUGUUAACGCAAAAUAAAUCGAUUGAAUUUAUAUAUAAAAUUGCUAAUGAAUGUUUACCAUUCAAUCAUUCAUCAUUUUUAUGUUUAUAUAACAAGAUGGGCAAAUUUCAUGAACAAAAAUUUGAUUAUUCAACCGCAAUUUACUAUUAUAAAAAGAAACUCGAUAUCGAAUUAAAUGGUUCAGUUAUAACAUACAAUCAAAUACAACAUUUAUACAUUAAACUUGAUGACAUAUCAUCAGCAUUAUUAUAUUUGAAAAAAAUGUAUGAUAUACAGUUUGGAAUAAAUCGUUCUGAAGCACUAAACACAUGUAUGAUAAUGGUAACUUAUUAUCAAAUGCGUGCUUUAGAUGAUGAGAAAAGAAUGUAUUAUGCUAAUGCUUGUUACAACACUAUAAAAGUCGUUGAAAUGUUAAUUGAGAUCAUUCAUAAUUGGCAAUUUCCUACAGUAUUGCGUAAGAAUAAUAGACAAAUACUAAAUUAUCAUCAGUUAUAUAAGAAUUUGCAAAAUGAUAUUAGUAUUUUAAAUAAUUAUCAUUUUCAACAAGCUAUUUUAACAACUAGUGAAACAAUACUUUUAUUUGAUACUUAUUUUAAUAAAAUUAAAUUAUUUGAAGAAACAUUCCAAUUGUAUUUCAAAUUUUAUGUAUCAAUAUUUUUCAUUAAAAAAUGGUUACCAUUUCAAUGUGAUACGAUAUACUUAUCACGCAUGAAAAUAUUAUUUGAAACUUGUUAUAACCACAUUGUUUUAUUAAGAAAAAAAUAUUUUAGAAAAGUGAUUCACAAUUCAAGAGCAUAA